Messenger RNA from Suillus plorans, 2898 nucleotides. RefSeq names its product Mg-transporting ATPase. The record is from RefSeq and is a predicted model, not a curated record. Gene Ontology annotation, molecular function: ATP hydrolysis activity; ATP binding; P-type magnesium transporter activity. The transcript has 12 exons. Lineage: Eukaryota; Fungi; Basidiomycota; Agaricomycetes; Boletales; Suillaceae. Bases 1 to 2898 code for a protein of 965 amino acids. Gene Ontology annotation, biological process: magnesium ion transport; monoatomic ion transmembrane transport. Gene Ontology annotation, cellular component: membrane.
AUGCCCUUCCUUGCAAACCUUUUCUCCCCUCGCUCCCUUGCAAAUUUGGAAAAGCAUGGGCCCGACAUAGCUACUCUAGACAGUGAGAGUAACAAGUCACCCGUUCCGCCACAAGUGGUCGCGAAGGAAGAGCAGGAGCAGCUUAUAUGCGCUACACUCAGUCGUUUCGCCCAGGUCCCAGUAUCGGCUAUUUUCGUAUUGGAACCUGAAUGGAACCCUACCGGUCUUACUGAUGACCAGGCUUCUGAGAUCCUCAAAAUUCAUGGACCUAACACACCGGUGGCCGAACGUCGUCUCGCCGCCCUGCGGAUGUUUUGGGGGGCCAUCGUCAAUCCGUUCAACAUCCUUUUGACCAUCCUCGCCAUCGUCAACGCUGCCACUGACCAGCUCCCCACCUUCGUCGUCAUGAUGGCAAUGGUGGUAGCUUCGACCGGCUUAAGGUAUUGGCAAGAAUUGAAGUCCACAAUUCAAGCGGUCAAUUUGAUCAAGUCAGUCACGACAAAUACUCGCGUUCUUCGUUAUCGGAGUUCCGGUCCGGAAGAGGUCGAAAUCGAUCAGCGGAGUGUGGUUCCAGGUGAUAUCAUAGCCGUCACCAGUGGUGAUGUCUUCCCUGGUGAUUGUGUUCUCAUUACGGCCGAGGCUAUCACAAUCACACAGGCCUCCCUUACGGGAGAAGUGAUGCCCAUCGAGAAAACCGUGCGCCUUGCUGCCCCACGUCCCGGACAAACCCUUAAUUUACUGCACAAUGAUAAUGUUUGCCUCGCGGGCACAUCUGUUGUCACAGGCAAUGGGCACGCGCUCGUCGUCUCGACUGGCAAGGAUACCUACAUGGCUUCUAUCGCCAGCGAGCUCUCCAAACGACGACCAGAAAACGCUACUCAGAUUGGUAUCAGGAAAGUCAGUUAUGUCUUGAUGGCCUUCAUGGGGGUUAUGGCCCCGAUUGUGCUCAUCAUCCAGGGUGCUGUCAGUAAGAACUGGAAAGGCGCGGUCAUGUUCGCGAUCGCCGUUGCAGUCGGCAUUACGCCAGAAAUGUUGCCGAUGAUUGUGACAUCCAACCUUGCGCUGUCUGCUGUUCGUGUGGCGCGCAAAAAAGUCAUUGUGAAGCGUUUUGAUGCCAUCCAGAACCUUGGCGCGGUUCAGAUUCUCUGCUCAGACAAGACAGGGACGCUAACCGCUGACCUCGUGCGCAUCUCAAUGUCCACGACAGGCACGGGAGAACCCUCACAACUCCCCAUCAAGUUGGCUUACAUCAAUUCCUCACUGCAAACCGGUUCUCGUAGUCCGAUCGACCACGCAAUCGUUGACUUCGUCGAUCAAAGUGAACAGGACAUCUUUACAGACAUUCCCGGGGACGGCUGGAUCAAGCAGGGCGAAGUUCCUUUCGAUUCGUCACGCCGCCUUCUGUCGGUCUUAGUUUCGCGACCUGGUAGCGAUGGCUCUGAAGGACUCUUAAUUACAAAGGGCGCAGUGGACGAAGUCUUGGACCUGUGCGUGUCAACCUACAACCACCAGCCACCUUCCUCGAAUGCCUCGGGACCGUUUGCUUUAUCCCCCUCAAUGACGUCAAUUCUCACAACACACGAGCGGCAAACGAUUCUUGAUACUGCCCAGCGUUUGAACGAGGAUGGGUUGCGUCUUGUCGCUGUGGCCUGCCGAGAACAGCUUAUCAAGCCGUUUAUGACUAUAUCCCCCUCUGACGAGAACGAACUUACUUUCAUUGGAUUCAUCGGGCUUCUUGAUCCAUUGAAACCUGAUGCCACCCAGGCAAUCAAAGAUUUGGCCGCAUUGAACGUGCAGGUUCGAAUCCUCACUGGUGAUGCUCCUGCAGUGGCUGCAAAGGUGGCUCGCGACCUCGGGCUUAUACCAUCUCGCGAGCAGUCGUCGACUACGGUGAAUGAAAAGGAUGUGGAGGCUUCCCCCUCUUCGAACGGCGAUGAAGGACUCAUUCUCACUGGCGUCCAGCUUGCGGCCCUUGCAGAUGAUCAGGAUGCCUACCAAGAUGCCAUUGAUCGCUGCAUCAUUUUUGCCAAACUCUCGCCUUACCAGAAGCUUGAGGUUGUGAAAGCUCUGCGCGCGGGUCACGGUGGCAGAGCAGUCGCCUUCUUGGGAGACGGCGUCAACGAUGCUCUUGCUAUACGCGGCGCAGACGUCGGGAUCUCGGUAGAUUCAGGAACCGAAAUCGCGAAAGAGGCGGCAGAUGUGAUCUUACUUGAGAAGAACCUGGCUGUUGUCGCUGACGGUGUGAUGGAGGGGAGGAUUACGCUCAUGAACACACUGAAGUACAUCAAGAUGGCGACCUCUUCCAACUUCGGUAAUAUAUUUUCGCUGUUGGUUGCUUCUGCGUGGCUUCCAUACCAGCCUAUGAUCCCCAUACAGAUCCUCGUCCAGAAUCUGUUGUAUGAUUUCUCUCAGGCAUCAAUUCCCUGGGAUAAUGUUGACCCCGAGUACUUGGUGGCCCCGAAGACAUGGGGAGCGAAAUCGAUCAUUCGUUUCAUGGUUUGCAUAGGUCCCUUCUCAAGCCCUUUUGAUAUAAUCACAUUCUCUAUCAACUGGUUCCACUACGGCAUUCGCACGCUCCACAACCCACGCGUUGACCUUGCACAGACGAAUUGGUUUCUCGAGGGAUCUUUGACGCAGCUGUUGAUUAUUCACUUCUUGCGAACGGGCAAGCUUCCCUUCAUCCAGUCCCGUGCAUCGAUCGCGGUCUUUUGCACCACCUUCGGUAUCGCUGGUAUUGCUAUUGCGAUCCCAUACAUACCGAAAAUCAACACUGCCCUGCAGUUGACUCCGCCUGAUCCUCUGUUCUACGCGUACCUGCUAGGGGUGAUCGCUGGCUAUGCUUUGGUCGUGCAUAUUGCCAAGACGCUUUAUCAACUCGCGUUCAAGGAAUGGCUUUAG